Suncus etruscus (white-toothed pygmy shrew) is the source of this 2088-nucleotide messenger RNA. It is a transcript of the gene TRMT2A, whose product is annotated as tRNA methyltransferase 2 homolog A. The record is from RefSeq and is a predicted model, not a curated record. The coding region runs from base 54 to 1961 and encodes 635 amino acids. The transcript is spliced from 12 exons. NCBI's taxonomy places the organism in Eukaryota, Metazoa, Chordata, Mammalia, Eulipotyphla, Soricidae. Gene Ontology annotation, biological process: RNA processing. Gene Ontology annotation, molecular function: RNA methyltransferase activity; RNA binding.
UGCUGCCAGCUGUCUCCCUGUAGAGUUUCCAGGCCUGGUUGCAGACGGAUCGGAUGAGUGCCAAGCUCAACAACGAAGGCAAGGAUCCCAUGGAAGGCUGUGAUUUGGAUGGCAGCAGUACCCAAGAAAUCUCUGCAGCUCCAGAUGCCCCAGCAGAGAAGGAAGAGACUGGGAAAGAGAAAAAAGACGCUGGAGAAGAGAAAGAAGAGGAGGAGGCUGGGGGAGCUACAGAGUCAGAACCCCAGGCUGGGCUCUACAGCUACAUCAGGGAUGACCUGUUCACCUCAGAGAUCUUCAAGCUGGAGCUGCAGAACGUGCCCAGACACACCAGCUUCAGCGAUGUGCGCCGCUUCCUGGGCCGCUUUGGCCUACAGCCUCACAAGACCAAACUCUUCGGGCAACCUCCCUGCGCCUUCGUGACAUUCCGCAGUGCCCCUGAACGGGACAAGGCCCUACGUGUGUUGCACGGGGCCCUCUGGAAGGGCCGUCCACUUAGUGUGCGUCUGGCCAAGCCCAAAGCUGACCCCAUGGCUAAGAAAAGACAGCGUGAAGAUGAAGAAAGUGAGACUUCAGUCACAUGUGUCGCCGACGUGGUGACCCCUCUUUGGACCGUGCCCUACCCUGAACAGCUAGAACAGAAGCGGCUGGAGUGUGAGCAGGUGCUUCAGAAGCUUGCCAAGGAAAUUGGGAGUACCAACCGGGCCCUGUUGCCCUGGCUGCUUUCACAAAGGCACAAGUACAACAAGGCAUGCUGCCCGCUGGAAGGGAUCAAGCCAUCACCUCAGCAGACCGAGUAUCGAAAUAAGUGUGAGUUCCUGGUUGGCAUCGGCGUCGAUGGGGAAGGCAACACAGUCGGCUGCCGGCUGGGCAAGUACAAGGGCGGGACCUGUGCGGUGGCCUCCCCUUUUGACACAGUGCACAUCCCCAUGGCCACAAAGCAGGUGGUGAAGGCCUUCCAGGAGUUCAUUCGGUCUACUCCAUACUCAGCAUAUGACCCAGAGACAUAUUCAGGCCACUGGAAGCAGCUGACUGUGCGCACCAGCCGUCGAGGCCAAGCCAUGGCCAUUGCCUACUUUCACCCUCAGAAGCUCAGCACUGAGGAAUUGGCAGGACUGAAAUCCUCCUUGGCAGACUACUUCAUGGAGGGGCCAGGCAAGGCCAGCGGGGUGACCUGCCUCUACUUUGUGGAGGAGGGGAGACAGCGAAGCAUGCCCAGCCAGGAGGGCCUGGCCUUAGAGCAUAUAGCCGGGGACCAACACAUCCGUGAGGACAUGCUAGGGCUGACCUUCCGGAUCUCCCCACACGCCUUCUUCCAGGUGAACACUGCAGCGGCCGAGGUGCUGUACAUGGUGAUCCAGGAGUGGGCACAGCUGGACGCGAGCAGCACAGUGUUGGAUGUGUGCUGUGGUACUGGCACCAUCGGUCUGGCACUGGCCAAGAAAGUGAAGAAAGUUGUGGGGAUUGAGCUGUGCCCAGAGGCUGUGAAAGAUGCCUGGGUGAAUGCACAAGAUAAUGAGCUGAGUAAUGUGGAGUUCCAUUGCGGGAGGGCUGAGGACCUACUGCCCACGCUGGUGAGCCGGCUGGCCUCCCAACAGCUCAUAGCCGUCCUGGACCCACCUCGCGCUGGCCUACAUUCCAAAGUGAUCCUGGCCAUUCGCAAAGCAGAGAAUCUUAAGCGGCUGCUCUAUGUUUCCUGCAACCCCCGAGCAGCCAUGGCCAACUUUGUGGACCUCUGCAGAGCCCCUUCUAACCGGGUCAAGGGCACCCCCUUCAGGCCAGUCAAGGCUGUGGCCAUGGACCUAUUCCCACAGACUCCACACUGUGAGAUGCUUAUCCUGUUCGAAAGGACUGAGCACUCCAAUGGUGUGGGGGACCUAGCAUCCCCAGAGCCUCCAGUCCAGUCCCCAGAAGGACCUUUGCCUGACACCUCACAGGAAACCAGGACCCCUGCCUCUUCGUAGGGAGUGGGAACAAACACAGCUGUCUGUAUCACAGGGCUGAGGCCCUGGAUAUUGUGCCUUGGGUUCCCACCCCAAUUCUUUGGGCCAGCUGGACUAUACUGGCCACAAUAAAGUUUCUAAACUACAA